Molecule: messenger RNA, 942 nt
Organism: Pristis pectinata (smalltooth sawfish)
Lineage: Eukaryota; Metazoa; Chordata; Chondrichthyes; Rhinopristiformes; Pristidae
Product: aquaporin-9-like
Exons: 6
Coding region: 1-942 (313 amino acids)
Biological process (GO): glycerol transmembrane transport; water transport
Cellular component (GO): plasma membrane; basolateral plasma membrane
Molecular function (GO): urea transmembrane transporter activity; glycerol channel activity; water channel activity
Source: RefSeq, a predicted model, not a curated record
AUGGAGAGGGUCGGGGCACUGGGGAGAAGUUUGCACCGAGCUCUGCAGCUCAAGAGUCGCCUCUUCAGGGAAUGUUUGGCCGAGUUUCUUGGAGUCUGCAUUCUGGUUCUGUUCGGCUGCGGGGCCGUCGCGCAGAUGGUCACCAGUCACACCAACGCCGGGAAGUUCCUGUCCGUCAACCUGGGAUUCGGGCUGGGAGCCACCUUCGGGGUCUACAUCGCCGGGGGAAUCUCCGGAGCCCAUCUGAAUCCAGCCGUGUCCUUCAGCAUGUGUUUGCUGGGAAGGUUCCAGUGGAGGAAGCUGCCGUUUUAUAUGUUCUUCCAGACCCUCGGGGGAUUCGUUGGCGCUGCGGUCGUGUACGGUGUGCAUCACGAUGGCAUCUACGCGGUGAACAAUGGCACCCUCUCUGUCACCGGCCCAAGAGCCACCGCCUUCAUUUUCGGCACCUACCCUGCGCCCUUCCUGACCCUCCUGAAUGGCUUCAUUGACCAGCUGAUCGGGACGGGGACGCUUCUGCUCUGUAUCCUGGCCGUGGGGGACACCCAGAACAACGGAGCUCCCAAGGUGCUUCAGCCCAUCUUCAUCGGCCUAUCCAUCGUGGCCAUCGGAAUGUCCAUGGGCUCCAACUCAGGAUACGCCAUCAACCCCGCCCGAGACCUUGGACCUCGCCUCCUGACCCUGGUGGCGGGUUGGGGGACAGAAGUCUUCACGGCCGGGGGAGGCUGGUGGUGGGUGCCGAUCGUGGCGCCGAUGGUGGGGGCCAUCCUGGGCUCCGCGGUCUACGAGCUGCUGAUCGAGUUCCACCACUUGGAGGACCAGAGGAGGGCCGAGGAGCUGGGUCUGAAGGAGGCACGGAGGCAGAGGUCGGAGGGCGAGGAGGCGAGGCAGCCGCAGACGGUCGUCUACAAGAAGGAGGAGGAGGAGGGGGGGCACUACAUGUGA